AUCAUGACUCUACACCACUGGAUUGUGCCAGUUUGGACUUCCUGACACCUCAACGUCAUAGCGCCGCGUUGCAUUGUGGUCAAUGUAUACUGGCUCGUGGAUGUUGUCACUUAUCUUAGAGAGCGAACAUGGACUACAUGUUUUAAGGAGCAGUAACUCUCUUUAAUAUUAUUAUAUGUUAUUACAGCCACAAUGUCAGUGCUUGUAGUUCGAUGUGUCGCCGUAUUGUCGACAUAAAGACCGAACAGAACUACAACUCCCUCAAUGCAACACGGUGACGUCACGCGUUUCGCAAGCGUUGGUGGCUAAAGAAAACAGCCGCUUCCGUGUUGUUCUUGUUUGCUAGCAACGUCUGACAGCUUCCACGACUGGCAUGCCUUUGUGAAGCUGACACUUCCACAACUUUCCAGUUCCGAAAUGUCGCUGCCGCAGAGCUCCAAGAAGAAAGACAAACGUAUUUUGUCCGCCACCUGUCCGGACCCCAAGUGUCGGGCUAGCCUCUUCUUCCCCGCUCACGGCUCAGUUAGCAUCGAGUGCACCGAGUGUGGUCAGAGGCACGAACAGAAGAAUCUCCUUAAUGUCCAGGAGGUGACCGAUCCAGAUGUGGUGCUCCACAACCUGCUCAGAAACGCCCUGUUGGGCGUCACGGGCGCUCCGAAGAAAGGCACCGAGCUGGUGAAGGUGAUGGGGCUGUCCAACUACCACUGCAAGCUACUGUCUCCGGUUCUAACACGCUACGGCAUGGAUAAACAAACCGGCAGAGCCAAGCUGCUGAAGGACAUGAACCAAGGGGAGAUGUUUGACUGCUCCCUGCUGGGGGACCGGGCCUUUCUGAUCGAACCAGACAAGGUGUCCACAAUGGGCUAUGGCAAAGACCGCUCAGGUAGCCUCAUUUACCUCCAUGACACCCUGGAAGAGGUCAAGAGAGCCAACGGCAACAGGGAAUGUCUCAUUCCCGUCCAUGUCGAUGGAGACGGCCACUGCCUGGUCCACGCCGUGUCCAGGGCGCUGGUGGGUCGAGAGCUGUUCUGGCACGCCUUGCGUGAGAACCUGAAGCAGAAUUUCAAGCAAAACCUGGACCGCUACAAGGCCCUGUUUCAGGAUUUCAUUGACGCUGCCGAGUGGGAGGACAUCAUCAAUGAGUGCGACCCUCUGUUCAUCCCGCCUGAAGGCGUCCCCCUGGGACUUCGCAACAUCCAUAUUUUUGGACUGGCCAAUGUCCUACACAGGCCCAUCAUCUUGCUGGAUUCUCUGAGUGGUAUGAGGAGCUCUGGAGAUUAUUCAGCCACCUUCCUGCCCGGCCUUGUUGUAGAGGAGCAGUGCAGGGCCAAAGACGGGAAGCUCAACAAACCCAUCUGCAUCGCCUGGAGCAGCUCUGGCCGGAAUCACUACAUCCCGCUGGUGGGAAUCAAAAACACAGUGCUUCCCAGGCUGCCGGCUCAUCUGCUUCCCAAGGCCUGGGGCAUCCCCCAGCAGCUCAUCAGGAAGUACAUCAAGCUGGAGGCGGACGGGAGCUGCGUGAUCGGCGGCGACCGCAGCCUGCAAGACAAAUAUGUGAUGCGUUUGGUGGGUGCCAUGGAAGAGGUGUUCAUGGAGAAGCACAGCAUCCACCCAGCACUGGUGGCCGACAUGCACCAGUGGGUCUACCGGCGCACUGGCGUCAUCGGCAUUCAGCCUGAGGAGGUGACUGAGGCGGCCAGGAAGUCGGUGGUGGAGAACCGCUUGCACCGCUGCCUGAUCUGUGGUGCCCUCGCCGAGCUGCACGUGCCGGCCGACUGGCUGGGGCCCGGCGGGAAGCUCUACAAUUUGGCCAAGUCCACGCAUGGCCAGCUGCGACCCGACAAGAACUACAGCUUUCCGCUCAACAACAUUGUGUGCUCUUACGACCCCCAAAGCGACGCCCUCAUCCCUGACUACAAACUGAGUUCCCUUAACACCUGCAAUUGGUGCCACGGAACGUCGGUCCGCCACGUCAGCGGGGAUGGCCUUGUUGUCUACCUGGACGGUGACAGAACCAACACCCGCUCCCAAGGUGGCAAAUGCGGCUGCGGCUUUAAGCACUUCUGGGAAGGGAAGGAGUACGAUAACCUCCCAGAAGCCUUCCCCAUCACGCUGGAGUGGGGAGGUCGGGUAGUCCGGGAGACUGUGCACUGGUUCCAGUACGAGAAUGACCCCACGUUGAACAGCAAUGUGUAUGACGUGGCCAUGAAGCUGGUCACCAAGCACUUCCCGGGCGAGUUUGGCAGCGAGAUCCUGGUGCAGAAAGUGGUCAACACUAUCCUGCAUCACACCGCCAAGAAGAACCCGGAUGAGUACAACCCGGUGGCCAUCAACGGUGCCCACGUCCAGCGACUAACUGACACCGCAGAAAGCCAGUCAGCGCCGGACCUGCCCACCAAGAUCAUCCUGACGGGUCAGAAGGCCAAGACGCUCCACAAAGAGGAGCUGACCAUGAGCCGGGCUGAGCGCAACCUUCAGCAGAGCAUCAGCGAGCAGGCCUCGGUCACACAACGCCGCAGGACAGAGCGGAUCAAGCAGGAUCAGAAGGACCGCGGCCGGCCCACGUCUCCCGGCGGAUCUCCAGAAACCGCCGCCUCGUCCUCGGCGCCGACCACGCCAGCUAAGUCGUCCGCCGCCCCUGCCUCGUCCUCCAGUGAGAAGAAGAUCCGCGUGAGCACCAGCGACGGCAGAAUGGCCACGUUGACCCUGCAAGCCCGCACAUCUUUCUCAGAACUCCGGGGCAGCAUCGCCGAGCACUUUGGCGUGCCGCCCACCCGGCAGUGCAUCCGCUACGGCUUCCCUCCCAAAGAGCUGCUGCCGCCCGGCACCAGCGAAGAGAACGAACCAGUCGCGCUGCAGCACGGCGACCGAGUGACGCUGGAGAUAUUGAGGGGCCCUGGCGACAAGAAACCCCCGCCACCCGGCCCCGGGGCAUCUGCCUCGCACAUGGCAAAGAGCCAGGACACCGUGGCGAAGACGAGCGGCCGCGAUCUUCAGGACAGCAUCGACCUUGAGAUGUCAUCGCUCUGUCUCCUAGCGACCUUGAUGGGUGAGGACGUAUGGUCGUACGCUAAGAAGCUGCCUCACUUGUUCCAGAAGGGCGGCGUCUUCUACAACAUCGUCAAGAAGGACAUGGGAUUGAUGGACGGGAAGCACUGCACGCUGCCUCAUCUGACGGGCCGGACCUUUGUGUACAACGCGACAGAAGAGCGCGUGGAGCUGUGCGUGGACAGCGCUGGUCACUUUGCGGUGGCCGCCGACGUGGAGGAGCGCGUGAAGGAGGCGCAGAUGCAGCUGCGUUCGGAGGUGACCUCCAGGGGCAGCAGAGAGGGAAGCCCGUCGCAUGGUGUGCUGCGGUUGGGCAGCGGUGGCGUGGUGCGUAAGAAGGAGCCACUGCAUGCCGUCACUGCGUUCCAGGGCAAAGGUCACUCGCUUGGCAGCAGAGGCUCCUCCCCUCCUGAGCACCGGCCAAUCACUCGCCAGCACAGCAGCGGCGUGGAUCUCAGUGCCAGUGUGUCUCGCGGCCCGCCCAACUUAUCGGACAUCCCCGAGGAUGCCACCAGGGAGCUGGUGCGCAUGGCACCAGGCUUUGUGACGAUGAAAGACGGCCGCAGCCUGGACCCUGCCCUCAUGGAGCAGCAGCGCAGGAAGCUGCAGGAGAUGGUCUCCUCCAUCCAGGCGUCCAUGGAACGUCACCUGCGCCAGCAGCAGAGGGGCGGGGCCAGCCUCCAGCGGACGGUUGGCGACAGGGAGGAGGAGGAAGCUGCAACCGCUCCGGUGUCGUGCAAACCGGAAGAGGAGCAGAUGGAGAGCCAGGAUGGACAUGAGGGUGAACCUAUGGACCACUCCUGAUCUCCUCAUCACUCCACGCCUCCUCCACGCCUCGCUGCCACCCGCAGGUGAAAAGGCAGCAGGUCAGCUCACCUUUGGUCCUCUGCCUUUCCUUGAUUUAUAUGCAUGUCCCCACCAUCACGACACAUGGCCCACUGGGGGCGCAGCCUGUGACCUCUAUGUGACGGUCGUUGAUGCUCGCCAAAGUACUGACACUGACAUCGCACUGUGUGUGUGCGUGUGUGUGUGUGUGUGUGUGUGUGUGUGUGUGCGCGCGCGUGUGUGUGCGUGAGCGUGCGCGGUGGCUGGCCUCUCAGCUGUCAAAAAGUUCAGUUCAGCACUUGAUUCCUGCUUUUUAAAGAGAUAUUUGCCUUUUUUGCAAAGGAAGCAUCACCUCCAUUUUGAUGAAGGUUUAACAAAUGCAGUUUUGUUAUCUGUAGUAGAGCGGGGAAACUGCGCCAAAUGCAGGCCAGGAGAUGUAGCAUUAGCUUUAUGAAGCGUGCCGAGUGGUGGACUACAUGGUCAAAUGUAAUCUUGCCAUCAUUAUCCGCACACACCCUUCUUUUAUGAGCUCAGCUUGUUCACUCUGUUGCCUGCAGCCUAUUUUCAUUUGCUUUCUAUAUGUUGACAUGGAGACGAUGAGCGGCAAGACAGCGGCACAUUAGAUUUAAUGAAUUAAUCAGUCAUGAAAAAGACUGAUUUAAGCCUGUGUCACCAAGUUUUCUGUUUGAGCUGUUUAAAAGAAAAGCUGGGGAAGAACUUAUUAAAGACAUGUUAAAGACAAGUCAAGGACUAGUUAAAGACGUGUUAAAGAUUUUUUUGUGGGUAAGUCUUGACAAAGACACAGCUAGCUGGUUUAAACUAUAUUAAACGUUCAAUUCCUAUGCAAAUCUAUGCAUGUAGUAUCAUAUAACCACCGCCAGGGAGUGCUGACAAGCUGAACCGAAGUGAACGUCAGCAGCAACAUUGAUUUGAAAAUGGAAAAGUUGAAAUCAACAAUCUGUGGAAUUCAUAUAUUUUGUUUUGUUGCUUCCAUGAAACAGAACAGCUUCAGGACAAUACAAUCCUAUUAUUUAAACAAAUAAUUUGCUGUUUUACGUUCUAAGGCUUUCUCUUUUUUGAUGAGUCAACAAAUCAUUUGUACACAAACAUUGUUCACUGCAGCUUUAACCUGCUUUUGCUGCUUGUGCGUGCGGUGAAUUUACAAUAAAACGACUAAAAUCUACUUAUUUUGGUCACCGUUAA
Nerophis lumbriciformis (worm pipefish) is the source of this 5076-nucleotide messenger RNA. It is a transcript of the gene vcpip1, whose product is annotated as valosin containing protein (p97)/p47 complex interacting protein 1. Lineage: Eukaryota; Metazoa; Chordata; Actinopteri; Syngnathiformes; Syngnathidae. Gene Ontology annotation, molecular function: cysteine-type deubiquitinase activity. The record is from RefSeq and is a predicted model, not a curated record. Gene Ontology annotation, biological process: protein ubiquitination; endoplasmic reticulum membrane fusion; Golgi reassembly.